CCGCUGUCAUCUCUAUACCUCGCCGUUUCACACAGUCUGUAGGCACCGCUGAGGUCUCGAACACCACAGGGCUGCAGCAGAGACCUAGUCUGAAUCCCAAACGCUCAUACGUCACCCGUGCGCGAGCGUUGUAGAAACGGCAGGGCUGGUCUUGGCUCCAGGUACUGGGUACCGCUCGCCGACAUCGUCGCUGCAGCUGAGCAGGCUGUGAAGCUACCGCUUCGGCGAGAGCAACCAGAGGGGCUUAACAGACCGCCAAUUUCGACGACAACAUGGGGUCGCUCAAGGGGCUAUUCCUGGGCGUGUAUGCCUCGAACAGCGUUAUAAGGACGCUGUUUCUGCCGCUGUGCUAUUUGCUACUCAGCAGUCCGUUUCUUCUCGUUUUCGCUCGCUACUACGGAUUUGACAGCAGGUUAUUCGAAUUCAUUGGUAAAGAUAAAAGUGUGAAGGAAAUUGCUCUUCAAGUUUUCGUUGGAUUGAUCGCAGCGACGUUGCCUACUAGGAUUCUUUCCGGCAAGAAUUGGAAUUCGUAUCAAAAUGGCGGGACGAGGCGGGUACAACAGAUUCCAUACUGGAUUCCCCAGGUGAGACAUUGGGGGAGUGUUGUGUUUGGGGGAGAGGGAUGGUUGAAGAAAGUCAGGGAUUCGGCACUUGCGCCUGUCGUUGCAUUCAACAUUGGAGGCGCAAAACACAACGUUGUUCUGUCACCUGCACUACUUGAGCAAGUUCAGAAGGAUCCAACCGGACUUGACAAACUUGAUAUCACGGAGUGGUCGGUGUUGCGGAAUGCAUUCAAUUUACCUAAUGACACGGAGAUGGGAUACCACGAUUUGCGACCCAAGUUAAAAGAUGCUUUGGACGACAACAUUUUCAAAGCUCAGACGGCGGAGAAGUUGAUCUCUGCAUCUCUGUCGGUCCUUUCGGAUUCUCUUCCAGAUUUGGUGACCUUCAAUACCUCGAUCGUGGAUCAGUUGCCCUGGGAGCGAGUCGCCAACCUGGAGCUCACCGAUGGCACUAUCGAAGCAGAGUGUGAUUUUUUCACACUGAUCAACGAAUACUUUUGCAGUGCAAUCGUUGCACCGAUUACAGGAGCUCAAUUCCCAGAAUCAUACGAGUUGCUGGCUUCAGACCUCUCUACAGUCACAGAAUGUUACUAUGCGCUUGCGCUGGGACUACCACGGCUGUUUCCGAAACCUGGAUUACCUGGAGCAAUGCUAGCGAAGAAGAGAUUGUUUCAGAAGUUUGUACAAUUCUUCUACGACUUAGACAAUCCGAAAAAGAGAGUACCGGAUGACGACGAGAGUAUGAGUGGCGAGGAGACUGACGCUGAAACACCCACUCCGCUGACAAGGAUGAAUGAGUUCUUCUCGAAGAAUGACAUCCCACUGGAAGCGCGCGCAGCCAUCACUAUACAAUUACUUCAUGCCCUCGUGUCGGAAGUGGUACCCCUAGCGUUCUGGACCUUGCUGCACCUUCACACUUCGGUAGCAGCGCAGCCAAAAACCCACAAAGCGGACACAUUGAUCGACGAAAUCCGCAAAGAAACGCAGAUCUGGGCCCUAGCAACGCAGCCGCCAUCGAUACACCCUGCUUUUCCAGCACCGCCGGCAAUAUCAUUCUCCGGCCUCCCACGCCUUGUCUCCCCGACCUCGUUCCCGCAUCUACGUUCAGCGAUCAACGAAGCAAGACGCCUCUACAAAGCCCCUAUUACGACUCUCAAAACCAACAAGCCCAUUACACUCACGGAAGUGGAAAGCAUACGGCCUGGUGUCCAGGAGAAGUGGGAACUCGAUGCCGGAUCGUACAUCGCCAUCGGCCUCUCUCAAAGCCUCAUCAAUACAUCUGCCGCACACUUUAUCGCACCAGCAGAAUACCGCCCCGACCGCUUCUACCACACCGCGCCCCCGCUCUCCAUCACCUCGCACUCUGACCCCCAAGAGUCUCUCACAACCUCCCUGCUCAUCGCUUUCGUUGCAGGCAUUCUUCAACUCUGGGAGAUAGCGCCCGCGCCGAAGAAGAGCUUCAUGGAUCACAUGCAGGAGGCGCAGGCGGCGGCUAUGGGGCCUGUGGAUGGCAAGGCUCAGUCAGCGGCCCAGAGUGGUGUGCAGAAGAAGGUUGGGCGGUGGGUAGUGCCUAGAGCUGUUGAUGGUGCAAGCGUCAAGAUUCCGAAGGGCGAUGUGAGGGUGAGGAUUAGGCGAAGAGAGGGGCUUCCGGAGCAGAGGUUGCUGAGGAAGGGAAAGUAGAUACUGGGUGGCUAAUGGAAAGGUCAGAGAAGAGGAGGGACUCUGCGCGAUGUCCUCUCGCGCAGAGGGGUAGCAUAUAGACUGCAAUUGGCUUAGACUGCAAUGAAAACUACAU
Paraphaeosphaeria sporulosa is the source of this 2358-nucleotide messenger RNA. RefSeq lists its product as uncharacterized. The record is from RefSeq and is a predicted model, not a curated record. The coding region runs from base 273 to 2243 and encodes 656 amino acids. Gene Ontology annotation, molecular function: oxidoreductase activity, acting on paired donors, with incorporation or reduction of molecular oxygen; monooxygenase activity; iron ion binding. The transcript is spliced from 2 exons. Lineage: Eukaryota; Fungi; Ascomycota; Dothideomycetes; Pleosporales; Didymosphaeriaceae.